Molecule: messenger RNA, 2229 nt
Organism: Tachysurus vachellii
Lineage: Eukaryota; Metazoa; Chordata; Actinopteri; Siluriformes; Bagridae
Product: cytolytic toxin-alpha-like
Exons: 6
Coding region: 1-2229 (742 amino acids)
Molecular function (GO): protein binding
Source: RefSeq, a predicted model, not a curated record
AUGGAGGCCACAGUCAUUGAAAUGGCAGCACUAGGACGGGCUUUGCACCCUGGCAUGAUGUAUGACUGCCGCAGCGAUUCUAUCAUUCCAGGUAUUUCUCUAUGGGAUAACGAAACAAUAAAGAAGGGUGUGGUUUCCUCUCGUCAGCCCAAGACAGAUCUAAAGUUCACUUCUUCUGACUCUCUCAGUGAGAAAGCAAAACUUUUAGAUGUGAGCACCUCCCUUUCAGCUAGCAUCUUGGGUGGUUUAGUGGAUGUUGGAGGAUCAGCCAGGUUCUUACGUGAUAACAAAUCCUCAGCACGUCAAAGCCGAGUUUCUCUGCAGUACAGCCAAACAACAAGAUAUGAAGAGUUUACGAUGGACCGAAAUAUCACCUUCCACAACAUACUCGAAGAUCAAACUGCCACACAUGUUACUGCUGUACUGUAUGGAGCUCAGGCUUUCAUGGUGUUUGAUCUAACAUCCAAUGAAAAUGAAGACAAAGAAGAAAUUGAGGGAACCUUAAAUAUAAUGGUCAAAAAUAUACCUUUUAUUGAUAUUGAGGGAGUUGGAGGCCUAAAAAUGAGUGAUGGUGAAAAAAAAAUGUCUGACAAGAUCAGCUGUACCUUUUAUGGCGACUAUGAACUUGAGCAAAACCCCACAACAUACAUAGAGGCCCUGCAGCUGUACAAGGAGCUGCCAUCUCUGCUGAGGAAGAGGGAAAAUGAUGCAGUACCAGUGAAGGUUUGGCUUUAUCCCCUUGUACAUUUGAGUAAAAAAGCAGCUACCCUAGAAAGAGAAAUUCCCAGGAUGCUGAUCACUAAAACAGAAUCCUUACUGGAUGACCUGGGAAAUGCAGAGAUUCAAUGCAAUGAUCUAAUUACAAACACAACAAUAAACAAUUUCCCGGAUGUGAGACAAAGGCUGAAGACAUUUCAGGAUUUUCUAGGAAUCUACAAGAUGAUGUUUCUCAAAUCGCUGCGUAGGCUCAUUCCUGCUAUUCGGGGUGGAAAGGUGCAGGAUCAGGCCUUAACAGAAAUCAUAGCCAUCCAUCAGAAGUCUCCGUUUAGAGCUGAGAAGCUUAAUCAGUGGCUUGAGAACAAUCAGAGUGAAUUACAUCUGCUUAAUCUCUAUACCCAACAACUGAGCGGUGUCCCUGUUCUAAAAUACUCAGCCCUGAUGAGCAGCAUUCUCAUAGAUCCUAGUGUUGAUAGUGUGGUGUGCCUCUGCUUCACUUCUCUGAAAUAUGAAGACCCAAAUUUGUCAAUUCUAACUAAAUUUUUAAAAGUAGAUGAGUUUGAAAACCUGAUAACAGUUUCAGAGCCAGCUGAGCAAUUGUGGUUCCAACGUCCUGAAUUAAAUGAGAAGAUGAAACACAGCUUUUUUCUCUUCAGGAGUUUCUUCCAAGCUAAUAAAGAUGACACACAAAUGAGGUUUGUCAUUGUGUCAGUCCCCGAUCCCUCCAAUCCUGGAAUCUCUAUCCGUCUUUAUAAAAAAGGGAAAAUGGUGGACAGUGCAUUUCAACCUGUGUCCAAACCUCCUGCACCCAAGGUAAACAUUCAGGACAAAAAUAUAAUCCUGAAGCUGCAGAAGUCCCCAACUGGAUCAACAGAGUGGUUUAGAGUGGAGUACAGAACAACACAUGUCUCUGAUUCAGAAGCUGAUGUGGAAAAAUGGGAAGUCACAGAUACUCCAGAUGUUCAGGAAAACUUUACACUGACCGACAUUAAGCCUGCAAACCAAUACUGGGUCCGCUACAGAGCUAUUAGUGAAGUUGGAGUGAGUGAACCCAGUGACUCUGUCCUCUUCUUUCGGCAAGGAAAAUUAAAGUUUUCUGUGGGCCAGACUUGGGGUGAACGCUCCAGCGGCACUCCUGAUUGGCCCGUGUUUUUCGGCGGGCGUUUCGCCCACCCCGUUUUACUCUCACUCCCAGCAGUGCUGGCCAUUAUGCUGAAGUUUGAGAGAUCACGCUUAGCGCCGCUGGCCAAGAACUGGAGUGCAUCUUCCUUUGGUAAAGAACAACGUUCUGGCAUCCCACAGUGGGAGCUUUCUAACAUCCAGUCAGAUAUCAAAUAUCCUCUCUGUAAACCUGUAUUUGUAAAUGGACGUCGGUUAAGUAAGUUUAAAGAAAAGAUAUCAAUAAGAAAUGUGUCCAUAAUUGAAAUCACUGGAAAUGUCUUCAUGAACACGUUUGCCAUUAUUCAGGUGGAUUACACUAAUCUGACCCUUGACAUUGCAGCCCUUAUGUGA